CUCCUUAUUAACUAAGUCAUAUAUUUUAUUCUACACGUACUUUUGUUACUAGUGUCCCAAAAAAGUGGCAAAAUGUUUGUGUGGCUGUUCCUAGUUGUUUUCGUUCUGUGGACGAUGCCUUUUUGGCGGAAAAGGUAUCGAAUGCGUAAAUUGGCUUCGAUUAUCCCUGGGAGCGAUUCUGAGCUGCCGGUAAUCGGUAUUGCGCAUACACUGGUCGGUGAUACUGAAAAAAUCAUGUACGAAUUACAAAAUUUGAGCUAUUUGUCCAUGCAAAAAGAAGGCACAAUCAGAGGUUGGCUGGGACACAUUCUGUACUUCAUCAUGACCGACCCAGUUGACCUUGAAAUGGUGCUGAAGACCUGCCUGGAAAAGGAUGAUCUCCACAGAUUUAUCAGACAAGUGAUAGGCAAUGGCGGAAUUUUUGCACCAGUUUCCAUCUGGCGACGCCGACGAAAAAUCUUAGUGCCCGCCUUCAGUCCUAAGAUAGUCGAGAACUUUGUGCCGAUAUUUGCUGAGCAGAGUCAGAAACUGGUGAGGCAAUUGGAAACACCUUCUGACAAAGGAAAAUUCAGUAUCUGGCCAUUUGUUAGCACAUAUACCCUGGACUCUGUGUGUCAAACAGCAAUGGGAGUGAAAAUCAACGCUCAGCAGAAUCCAGAUAAUCCAUUCCUGAUUUCAAUGUGUCGAUUCCUGAACUUGGCUUGUCAGAGGAUUUUCCAUUUAUGGCUGCAACCAGACUGGCUGUAUAAGUGGUUCCCGCAGUACAAGAGUCAUCAGGAAUGCAUAUCGAUCAUGCAUAGGUUUACUGACGACGUUAUAGAUAAGAAAAGAGAAGAAAUAGAGCUAGAGAAAGACUCUAAAACGCAAGUGGACCGAGAAUUUGAUUUAGGACUGUACAAGAACCAGACAUUCCUAGACUUAUUGAUCCAGCUCUCUGGCGGUGACAAAGGGUAUACCAACCAGGAGUUAAGAGAAGAGGUACUGACGCUAACUGUAGCUGGAACUGAUACCUCGGCAGUAUGUAUCGGGUACACACUGCAGUUGCUCGCUAAAUAUCCUGAGAUUCAGGACAGAGUUUAUGAAGAGUUAUGUACAGUCUACGAUGAUGAUCGCAUGUUAGUGAAGGAAGAUUUUGCCAAGCUGAAGUAUUUGGACAGAGUGGUCAAGGAGUCCCUGAGGUUGUUCCCUCCCGUGCCUCUUAUUAUUCGGAAGGUCUUACAAGAGAUCACGCUACCAUCUGGUCGCCGACUACCCGCUGGCUCGGGAGUCGUCUGCUCAAUUUGGGGGGUCCACCGAGACCCACAGCACUGGGGCGCAGACGCCGAGGAAUUCGACCCGGAUAGGUUCCUGCCCGAGAGGUUCCACCUUAAACAUCCCUGCAGCUAUAUGCCGUUCAGUAAUGGGCCGAGGAACUGUCUUGGUUACCAGUACGCUCUGAUGUCAAUCAAGACAGCACUCUCAACCGUUCUGCGACACUAUGAAGUAGUGGAAGACAGAGAAGAUGGUCCUAAACCCCACAUCAGAGUCAAACUUGACAUCAUGAUGAAGGCCGUGGACGGCUACCAAGUAGCUCUGCGAAGACGAGACAAAAAACCCGCAUGACAUGGGAUAAUUAGCAGCUAGCAACAUAAAUAUUUAUUAACUAAUUACGUAUUGCGUUAUAGUAUUACAACCAGGUUAAUAUGGAAGUAUAUAUUAAGCAAUUGAAAUAAUCUUAAUGAA
This is a messenger RNA of Helicoverpa zea (corn earworm), 1722 nucleotides long. RefSeq names its product cytochrome P450 4C1-like. The coding region runs from base 73 to 1602 and encodes 509 amino acids. Gene Ontology annotation, molecular function: monooxygenase activity; heme binding; iron ion binding. The record is from RefSeq and is a predicted model, not a curated record. The transcript is spliced from 10 exons. Lineage: Eukaryota; Metazoa; Arthropoda; Insecta; Lepidoptera; Noctuidae.